AUGUCGACCUGCCCUUCCUUCUCUAUAAAAAAACCUCAGACCUACUUCCCUCUCUUUGCUCGCUUCUCGUCACUCUCCGCUCUCCUCUCUAGAAUUUACCGCACACCUCCUCUCUCGCUCUCGCUCGCUCUCUCGCUCUCUGUGCAGAUCAGAUCUCUCGUGCUCGGAUAUGGCAAAGAUCAAGUGCGUCAAGGCCAGGCAGAUCUUCGAUAGCCGUGGCAACCCCACCGUCGAGGCUGAUGUGACCCUUGACGAUGGUACCUUUGCUAGAGCUGCAGUUCCUAGUGGUGCAUCCACCGGUAUUUAUGAGGCCCUUGAAUUGAGGGAUGGAGGAUCUGAUUAUCUUGGCAAGGGUGUUUCCAAGGCCGUUGGUAAUGUUAACACGAUCAUUGGCCCAGCAUUGGUUGGAAUGGACCCAACUGACCAGACCGCUAUCGAUAACUUCAUGGUUCAAAAACUCGAUGGAACUGUAAACGAGUGGGGUUGGUGCAAACAAAAGCUUGGAGCCAAUGCCAUCCUUGCAGUAUCUCUUGCUGUCUGCAAAGCUGGGGCUGCUGUCAACAAGAUUCCCCUCUACAAGCACAUUGCCAAUCUAGCUGGUAACAAGAAAUUGGUGUUGCCUGUUCCUGCUUUCAAUGUCAUCAACGGUGGGUCGCAUGCAGGAAACAAACUUGCCAUGCAGGAGUUCAUGAUCCUUCCUGUGGGAGCUUCCUCUUUCAGGGAGGCCAUGAAGAUGGGUGUUGAAGUGUAUCACCAUUUGAAGGCUGUUAUCAAGAAGAAGUACGGUCAGGAUGCCACCAAUGUUGGUGAUGAAGGUGGUUUUGCUCCUAAUAUUCAGGAGAACAAGGAAGGUCUGGAGUUGCUCAAAACAGCAAUUGCAAAGGCUGGUUACACUGGCAAAGUUGUCAUUGGAAUGGAUGUUGCUGCUUCAGAGUUCUAUGCUGAUACCUAUGAUUUGAACUUCAAGGAAGAGAAAAAUGAUGGUUCACAGAAGAUUUCUGGCGAAGCUCUCAAGGAUCUCUACAAGUCGUUUGUGACAGAGUAUCCCAUCGUGUCGAUCGAAGAUCCAUUUGACCAAGAUGACUGGGAGCAUUACUCUAAGCUGACCUGUGAAAUUGGUGAGAAGGUUCAGAUCGUGGGAGAUGAUCUUUUGGUCACCAACCCCAAGAGGGUCGAGAAGGCAAUUCGAGAGAAAACUUGCAAUGCCCUUCUUCAGGUCAAUCAAAUCGGGUCUGUCACCGAGAGUAUUGAGGCUGUGAGGAUGUCCAAGCGUGCUGGGUGCGUGAUGGCCAGCCACCGCAGUGGAGAAACAGAGGAUACCUUCAUUGCUGAUCUCUCUGUGGGUUUGGCCACUGGUCAGAUCAAGACUGGAGCUCCUUGCAGAUCGGAGCGUCUGGCAAAAUACAACCAGCUUUUGAGAAUCGAGGAGGAGCUUGGCGCAGAAGCUGUUUAUGCUGGAGCAGACUUCCGCGUGCCAGUCGAGCCCUACUAAAAAGCGAAAUUAUAUUUGAGUGAACGAGUGUUUGCUUUUACGCGGCUCAAGUUUUUAACUUUGCUGGCAGUUUUGAGUCAUAGUAGGUGAAAACCUUUUGUACGUGAUGUCGUGACUUGUGGAUUUUCCUGCGUUGAAUAAUUUUGAAGCAGAGAGCCUCGGUUGGGCAACUGAGACCCGAUUUUGGAGGUCUGUUUAUUACCUA
Molecule: messenger RNA, 1697 nt
Organism: Punica granatum (pomegranate)
Lineage: Eukaryota; Viridiplantae; Streptophyta; Magnoliopsida; Myrtales; Lythraceae
Source: RefSeq, a predicted model, not a curated record